UAUCUGUUUUAGAGACCAGAGCGAUCUCCAAAGGCCUCCAGAGAUGGAUUACCGAACUUUCCUUUUUGUUAUUCUUCGUGUGUACAAAGCCCUAGGUGAGGAGAUCAUGUGGGAUACAACUGUGAAGUUUGCAGAGAACAUGACUCUCCAUUGUGUGUAUCCGUCGACGGACACUUUAACCCAAAUGGAAUGGUUCCGGAUCCAGUCAGUGAAGAAAGAGUCCAUGGCGAUUUUCAACCCUACAUAUGGCGCCCUCAUCAGAGAGCCCUAUGAAAAUAAACUCUACUUCUUAAAUUCCACCAUGACUCCCAACGAUAUGACCCUUGCCUUUUAUAAUGCUUCCGAAGCUGAUCUUGGGUUUUACUCCUGCUUCCUCUACAUGUUCCCAUCUGGACCUUGGGAAAAGGUGCUGCGAGUGGUUCACUCAGAUCACUUUGAGGCAGCUGUGCCACCCAAUGAGAAUCUGGUCACUACACCUGGAGAAAACAUCACCCUUGCUUGUCAGCACCAGAGUAGGCAGCCCAUGCAACUCGUGAUGUGGGAAAAGAUCCAGCCCCAUCAGAUCGAUCGCCUUGUGAUCUGCAACUUGUCCCAAGGAAAAAGCUACAUUUCAAACCAUCAGAGACAAAUACUGACCAGCUGCAGCCAGGGAAUGAGAAGGAGCCUCCUUGUCAUCCCCCACGUAGAUGCCUCCGAUUCGGGACUGUAUCGGUGCUGCUUCAGGAACAGCACAGGGGAGGAGGACACCUUUGUGGUUCAGCUGACCGUGGCCCAUGGUCAAACCAAUAACCAACACAUCCACUUCUUGGCCGGAGGGGCAGUUGUCCUGUUGCUGUUGGCUACCCCCCUUGCUGUCACCACUGCUGUUUACUGUAAAAGGUGA
Messenger RNA from Echinops telfairi (small Madagascar hedgehog), 883 nucleotides. RefSeq names its product CD226 molecule (gene CD226). The transcript is spliced from 4 exons. Gene Ontology annotation, cellular component: external side of plasma membrane. The record is from RefSeq and is a predicted model, not a curated record. Gene Ontology annotation, biological process: positive regulation of type II interferon production; positive regulation of natural killer cell cytokine production; positive regulation of immunoglobulin mediated immune response. The coding region runs from base 44 to 883 and encodes 279 amino acids. NCBI's taxonomy places the organism in Eukaryota, Metazoa, Chordata, Mammalia, Afrosoricida, Tenrecidae.